Linum trigynum is the source of this 4976-nucleotide messenger RNA. NCBI's taxonomy places the organism in Eukaryota, Viridiplantae, Streptophyta, Magnoliopsida, Malpighiales, Linaceae. The record is from the annotation of a GenBank genome assembly.
CUAGUGAGUGAAUCGGUUCAACCAAUGUCGCCGCUGCUCUGUAUUCAAGUUGCAGACCCCAGAGUAGUGAAGAAGUCAUGGCGCAUCAAUUAGACCCACACGACUUGAAACGCGGGAGAGACGAAGCUUUUCACGCGGGAAAUGGAAUUACGACGGAGAAGAUCGCUGCGAAAGCUCUGGCGUCAUAUAUCGUCGCAGGGAGGGACAGAGAUUCGGAUCACAUCACUCACUCAUUCCUCAACCGGCGCCGUCGCGAUUGAUUUCUUUCUGCGUCUUUUCCUCCGUGCUGAUGGCAGAGCUAAGCCACAAGAAUAUCAAUCGCCGGCCGCCGGCGCUACGGCGACGGACUUGUUCAGAGCCGACGACCCACGAAGAGGCAGAAACUAGGGUCUAAUACAAGUGAUCUUCUUUUACUCCGUUACCCUUCUUUCUUGCUCCAGUUAUGCAAUUUUGGCCGUCCAUUACAAAUGCAAAGGAAGACCUGAACAGUAAACAGAUAACCAUGCUUUUUAUAUUCCUACCCAAGUAAGCCCGGCCCUCCAAUUCGAAAUUCCCUUCAGAGAAGCAGAGUACCCACCGCUCUCAUUUUGAUUUCCGGCAUGCCCGUGAUGGGAAAGCUAGGCAAAAGGAGGGAGUCGGAUCGCCGCUGCGACGACGAAGAAGAACAACUUGCUCUGACUCCGAGCCAGCCAAGCAAGAGGCAGAAGAAACUACUCAUCAGUACCAACGAUCUCCUGAUUCUUCCCACCAAACUCUGUAACUGGCUCCGCCACAAAUUCGUCCGCCCUCUUCACUUCACGCCCCCUUCUUCUUCUUCCUCCUCCUCCUCCUCCUCGGAUUUGAUUCCUUUCGGUCACAACAGCAGCAAUAGCAGUGGCGCAUCUGGUCCCGGAUUGAGCAAAUACGACGCCUUCAUCAGCUUUAGAGGAGCCGAUGUCCGGAACUCCUUCCUCAGCCACCUCUACUAUCACCUCCACAAUUUGCAGAAAUUGGCGGUCUACAAAGACGAUGUGGAUCUGGAGAGAGGGGAGCAGAUCUCGCCGUCGCUCUUGCUGGCAAUCCAGAGAUCCGACGUCUAUAUUGUGGUUCUCUCCCCCAAAUACACCGAUUCGCCCUGGUGCUUGGAGGAGCUCGAGGAGAUUCUCCGCUGUAUGAAGCUGCACGGACGGAGGGUUAUACCGGUUUUCUACGGCGUCGACCCUUCUGAGGUCGAAAACCAGAAGUUGCCCUCCGCUACUGCUUGGAGAAUUCGAAGCUGGAGAGCUGCAUUGAGCGAGGUAGCCAACCUCUCCGGAUUCGAUUCUCAGGUCAUCAGACCUGAGACUAAACUCAUCGAGGAGAUCGUCAAGGCUGUAUUCCAGGCAAUACACUACAGCUGCAGCCAGAUGGUAAAAUUUCCAGCAUAUUCGGCUAGCAGAGGUUUGGUCGGAGUAGAGAGGCAGAUAGAGCAAUUACAAGCCUUGUUGUGCUCCGAUGGGAGGAGUAAUUGGACGAUAGGACUGUGGGGGAUGGGUGGCAUUGGGAAGACUGCUCUUGCUAAGGCUUUCUUCGACCUAUUCUCUUGUCGUUUCGAAGCUUCCUACUUCUUCAGCAAUUUUACCGACACCAUCUCUGGAGGGCCGUCUCUACAGCCAUUUGGUAAUCUGCAAAAUCACUUGUUUUCAAAGCUGUUGGGCGAUGGGAAUGGCAGAGCUGGUGGUGGAGCAGUAUCCUAUGGUAUGGCGGUUCACCGCCUUAGUCGUAUGAAGUCAUUGGUCGUGAUUGAUGAUGUAGGUAACGAUGUGGGCGAGAUUGGACCACUGAAGGAUAUGUUGAAUGGACAGUACUGCAAUUUAUUUGGUCCAGGGAGUGUAAUCAUCAUGACUGGAAGGAACAAACAACUUCUUAAGAAUGUUUGUGAUCAUGUAUAUGAAGUCAAGGGUCUGGACUGUGAAGAAGCCUCUGAACUUUUCUGCUUGCAUGCCUUCAGAGGGGAAAGUGCCCAAAUUGAGUAUCUGGAUAUGGUCGAGAGAGCAAUACGCUAUGUUGAUGGGAAUCCGUUAGCAAUCACCAUUUUGGGAGCACACUUAUUCGGCCGGGACCUCCAGUUUUGGGAUCGUGAGUUAGGUGCCUUGGAAGACAAUCCAAACUCAGUGGUUCAGAAUGUUUUGAGAAGGAGUUAUGAUGGAUUGAGCCGAGUAGAGAAAGAUAUAUUCCUUGAUCUUGCAUGCUUUUUUCCAUAUUGGAGACAUCUCAAACUAGUGUACAUUGAGGAAAUAAUGGGUUUAGAAUGUGGGAGAGUGAACCUCAUCACUAACCUUGUGGAUAAGUCUCUUAUAAGCAUUAAUGUAGAUGAGGGCUACAUAGAAAUGAAUAGUCUGCUACAAGACCUUGGUCGCUACAUCGUAGAUGAAGAAUGGCAAAUUGAAAAACGUUCGAGGUUGUGGAGAUCUCAAGAUCUUUAUUAUCUAUUCCGAGAGAACAAGGGGACCGAAUCCACCGAAGGUAUUCUUUUAUUGGACAACCAGGGAUACAAGGAACAUAUCUUACUCUUGCAACCUGACACUUUUACAAGGAUGAAGAGACUGCGAUUCCUUAUUAUUAGUAAUCAAGCAAGCAGUCUAGUUUUGCCGAAGGAUGGGUUGAACUGUCUACCAAACACUUUGAGAAUUCUUGAUUGGUAUUCUCUUACUUCGAAAUGUUUGCCAUCUCAAUUUUCUGCUGAAAAUCUUAUCACACUUAACAUGACAAAUAGCCAGAUUGAACAACUUUGGGAAGGCGAUGAACUUGACGCUGAUUUGGGGAAUUUGAAAUUCCUUAAUCUUCACGGAUCGGAAAGUCUAAGAAAGUUGCCUGAUCUCUCCACGGCUAAAAAACUAAAAGAAAUUGAUCUUCCUUUCUGUACGAGCUUAGUGGAGCUUCCCUCCUCAAUUUUGUAUCUCCCCAAGCUGGAGUCCCUCAAUUUGUGGGGUUGCAGCAGCCUAAAGUUGGAGAACUUGGAAGACUAUGCAAACAGCAACCCAGGACCAAGUACAGGUCAUCAUGACAUUUUACCCAGCCUGAGAGAGUUGGAUCUAAGCUACACACCAAUCCAGAAGGUUCCAAAUUUUAUCACCCGGUUGCAUAUUUUGGAACUCCAAUGCUUGAAGUGCACUAAGUUGACUGAGUUUCCAGUCAUCCCAAGCCUGGAGAGCUUCACCUUGACUCGUAGUUUGAUCAAAGAGGUGGUUGAGUUGGAAAAGUUGACAGAGCUGAAGUUCCUCCGUCUUUCGGACAACGAACAACUUGUUCUCGUCUCUGGUGAUUUAUCUAAAUUGAAAUCUCUGGAAGAGAUUCACCUCGAUGAUUGUAGCAAGCUGUCCAGCCUUCCCGAAAGCUCUGGUAUUCUAAUGCGUAUGGAGAGUCCCAUAGGAUUGUUUAAGUUAAGCCUCCAGCGUUGCAAGAGUCUAGCAAGACUUCCUGACAGCAUUGGUAAUCUAAUGAAUUUGGGAAGUCUUGAUCUACGUUGCACAGCUGUGAAAGAGCUGCCAUCCUCCGUUGUAAAUAUCAUACGACUAUCUGAAUUGAUCCUCCAGGAGUGUAAGAGCCUAGCAUGCCUCCCUGACACCAUCCACAAACUCACCAAUUUGAAUACACUCAAUCUGUUUGGUUGUGUUCAACUAAGGAAUUUGCCAGAGCUUCCUCCAUCUUUGAAAAAUUUGGAUGCACAUGGUUGCAAUUCACUUCAAACCCUGUCAAUUGGCACUGUCGAGAAACAUGACUUCUCGAAUAUAGAUUGGUGCUUUGGCCAGUGCUGGAAGUUGGAUCCAGUAGUGUACAAUAAGCUUGUGGACAAGUUCACACAGGAUUCUGUUCGAAACUAUUACCGUUCGAGCCUCUUACUCCCUGCAAAAUGGGGUGGUGAAAGUGGUGAUGAAGAAGGACAUCCGUGGAAGUGGUAAAAAUAACACAACAGUGACAGCAAAGCUGCGUGGACAUCCGUGGAAGUUGAAGGCACUAGUUUUCUGUGUGGUGCUCAACUCCCCUGAUCCCCUUAAUAAGGACGACUGGUUCCUUGUUGAGUGCAUGAUGUUCAACAAUAAGGACAAUGCCGGAGCUGAAGUUGUGAGCGAAUGCAGUUGGAAACAUUUCGGAGAAUAUGACGAUGAUGAGCAGGAGGAGCGCCUCUUGAAUGGUCACUUCUUAAUAUGGUCUACUACUAUUUCAUCAAGAAAAAAAGUAUGGUCCGCUGAACCACUUGUCAACAGGAACAAUGCGGAUGGCUCUUGUACCGUUGAAUUGUUCUUUCGCUGCAGGUAUUAUGGCGGGACCCGUGAGAUACUCGACUUGAUCAAGAAUUGUCUGGUUAUUCCGGUUUACGAUGACAGAGUAGUCACAGACGAAGACGAGGAAGAAGAAAAAGAUGAUGAUGACGACGACGAUAAUGAAUCUCCAAAUAACUCCCUGGGUUUAUAUGAUCAGUUGUGUGCUCACCCACCAGCGGUGAAGUGCUUUACAGAGGUAAAUGGAACCCUACUUCAUCAGCUAAUUGCUGCUGCUUGAAUUUUGGUUCUUCUGUUUAAAACCCAUAUUCAGUUGGAGCAUGACCUGAAGUUCUCUCAUUCAUAUGUUUCUUUCUGUGUUUCCAGGAUACAUGAAACUACAUGUCAAAUACAAGCUGCAUCGACAUUCGGAAAGAGAUGUUUGGUUCUUCCUGGGCAUGUCUGCUUGAGAGGAAGGUUUGAUGCUUAGCAGCAGAAGAAUCGCAGAUCCUUGCCAUUGGGAGCCACGGAUGUGCUGAUGUUCAAGUCUCAAGUCACGACCUCAUACGACCAAGCUGAUUAAGUCUCAAGUCAUGAAACAAUCUACUUCUCAUCACCUAAUAAUCUCGAGAAGAAGUUGUUUUGCGGAUUUUCAAACAAAUGCGGCGAGUAACUUGGUUGAUCUGCAAAGUUGGGGAGGAAAUAGCAAGUUUCGAAUUGACAAGAGAACCGAUCAAAUAUAGCUUUGGCAAGGGU